Messenger RNA from Eruca vesicaria subsp. sativa (arugula), 348 nucleotides. The record is from the annotation of a GenBank genome assembly. NCBI's taxonomy places the organism in Eukaryota, Viridiplantae, Streptophyta, Magnoliopsida, Brassicales, Brassicaceae.
AUGAAUAAGGCAAUCUUCUUUUUUCUCAUUUUUCUUGUUCUCCUCCCUCUUCACAUGUUUGCAUUAAGGCCUCUACAAGAUCAAUGGAGUCCCGUCAAGGACGCUAAAGAUCCUCACAUCAUAAAGAUUGGAGAAUUUGCGGUCUCAGAGUAUGCCAGAUUGAAUGAAGUUACAUUAAAGUUCGUGACAGUUGUUAGCGGCGAUAUUCAAAUAGUUUCCAAUGUGAAAUAUUACAAGCUUGUAGUGACGGCUAAUAAUGGCGGAAACAACUCAAGCAAAAACUACGAAACAGUUGUAUGGGUGUUAAAAUCAAUAUUGGAAAUCAUGGAUUUCAAGCCACUAUUUUAA